Molecule: messenger RNA, 2297 nt
Organism: Quercus robur (English oak)
Lineage: Eukaryota; Viridiplantae; Streptophyta; Magnoliopsida; Fagales; Fagaceae
Exons: 5
Coding region: 222-2297 (691 amino acids)
Molecular function (GO): DNA binding
Source: RefSeq, a predicted model, not a curated record
UCUCACUCUCAUUAGCUCUCUGCCUCUUUUUCAUUAGUUCUCUCAUCACUACCUCUCUCUCAUUCCGUCUCACUCUCUCUUGCUCUGAUCUCUGCGACUCUGCCUCUGUCUCUGGCUCUCUGCUUGGCUGGUUGCUGUGACUUUGUUCUUCAGCUCAUUCUUUCUUCAACUCUCUCUCACGCAUUCUUAACUCAGGUUAAAUUGAAUCUAUUGAAUUUUCAAUGGAUGAAGUUACUAGCUCAGAAACUUCAUCUCAAGAGAUGCCAAAUGCUGAAUGUCCUCUUUGGCAGUAUGUGACUAAAGUAGAAAAACCACCGGGUGCUACCGUUAAAAAAGGGGGAAACACAUACUUUAAGUGCAAUUAUUGUGGUGUGGUUUAUUUGGGAUCCUAUUCUAGGGUUAAGGCUCAUUUGUUAAAAAUUACUAAUAAAGGUAUUAAAGCAUGUCCUAAUGUGACACCGAGCCAUAGGUUGGAAAUGCAGCGAAUGCAUGAUCAAGUUGAGAAGGAUAAGUUAGAGAGUGAACAGAGAAGUCGAAUUCCCUUACCCCCACCUAUCCCAGGCCGUGGGCCUAUACCUCUUUCCCCAUUUCGGAGACAGGAAGGGAGUGAUAGUACAAAUCCGAUUGAUGGUAAGAGGAGGAAGGUGGCUGGGAUUUCUCCUAUUGAGAAAGCAUUCCAGAAUACUACUAGAUAUGAAUUGGAUAGUAGAAUUGCUAGGAUGUUUUACACUGGUGGGCUUCCAUUUAACUUUGCAAGGAACCCACAUUAUCGUAAUUCCUAUGCAUAUGCUGCUACUCAUAACAUCCCAGGUUAUGUUCCUCCUGGAUACAAUGCCUUGAGAACAACACUUUUGCAAAAGGAAAGAGCUCAUGUUGAAAGACUCUUGAAGCCAAUUAAGGAUUCUUGGCUUGAAAAUGGUGUAAGCAUAGUUUCUGAUGGAUGGUCAGAUCCACAAAGAAGGCCUCUUAUUAAUAUUAUGGCUGUAUCAGAUGGGGGUCCGGUGUUUGUAAAGGCAAUUGAUGGGUCGGGUGAGUUCAAAGACAAGCAUUAUAUUGCUGGGGUGUUGAGGGAUGCUAUAAAAGAGAUUGGACAUGAAAAAGUUGUCCAAGUCAUCACUGAUAAUGCUAAUGUGAUGAAAUCUGCUGGAGCUCUUAUUGAAGGUGAGUAUCCUAAAAUAUUUUGGACACCCUGUGUUGUCCACACUCUCAAUCUAGUUUUGAAGAAUAUUUGUGCAGCAAAAAACACUGAAAAGAAUGAAGUUACAUAUGAGGAAUGUAGUUGGAUUACACGUAUUGCUGAUGAUGCAUCUUUCAUACGUGUUUUUAUUAUGAACCAUUCAAUGAGGUUGACAAUGUUUAAUGAAUUUAGUCCAUUAAAAUUGCUCCAAGUUGCUGAUACUAGAUUUGCUUCAAUUGUUAUAAUGCUGAAAAGGUUGAAGUUGAUAAAAAGAUGCCUUCAAGCCAUGGCUAUUAGUGAGCAAUGGGCUUCUUAUAGGGAGGAUGAUGUUGGAAAAGCUGUAAAGGUGAAAGAUAUGAUUCUAAGUGAUCUUUGGUGGGAUAAAGUUGACUAUAUCCUUGAAUUCACAGCACCUAUUUAUGAUAUGCUACGAGUAGCCGACACAGAUAAGCCUUGUCUUCAUCUUGUGUAUGAGAUGUGGGAUUCAAUGAUAGAGAAGGUGAAGACAGCAAUAUAUCGGCACGAAGGCUUGGAAGAUGGUGAGUAUAGUUCAUUUUGGAGUGUGGUGUAUGAUAUACUCAUUGAUCGAUGGACUAAAAAUUGUACACCACUACAUUGCUUGGCUCAUUCCUUAAAUCCUAAGUAUUACUCCAUUGAAUGGCUUUCGGAGAAUCCAAAAUGCAUCUCGCCACAUCGGGAUCAUGAAAUUUCUAUGGAAAGGAGCAAGUGUUUGGAUCGAUACUUUGAAGAUGAGAGUGAAUUAAAGGCAGUGAAGUGUGAGUUUGCUUCAUUCUCAGGAGGGAGGUUUCCUUCACCAGAUGCCUUGACAGAUAGGCGCAAUGAGAAGUACGUAAAUACAUCAACAAAGAUGUGGGAUAUUGCAGGAGACUCUUGGAAUGAGAGUGACAUACAUGGAGGAGCUGGCAUUCUUGAGAAUGCAGCCCUUACACUUGAUGAGCCAGAGUUGGAGGCUAUGGUUAUUGGAAAUGCUAACACUAGUGUUACUACUAGUGAAAGUGAAGUUCGAAGUGAAGCUAUUGAUGUUGAUGAUUGUGUGGGAGCUGUUGAUGGAACUCAUGCUCGUGCAUCUAUUCCAAUUCAAAUACAAGAACUUCUUUGA